Penicillium bovifimosum is the source of this 4170-nucleotide messenger RNA. Its product is annotated as CAZyme family GH55. Lineage: Eukaryota; Fungi; Ascomycota; Eurotiomycetes; Eurotiales; Aspergillaceae. The record is from RefSeq and is a predicted model, not a curated record. The annotation marks the transcript as partial. The transcript has 11 exons. Gene Ontology annotation, molecular function: polygalacturonase activity.
GUCACUGGCGUAUUGGCAAGUCAUGCGCACCAUGGCCAUGAGCAUCUGCAUCGCCAUUUCAACCGUGAAAAUCAUCCCUCUCCUUCAGUCGCUGCUUCCAGCUACUCGUCUUCAGCAUCGGGUGUUCCUCACUUUGGGGCCUCUGAUGCCGCCCUCAAAGUUUCCGAGGCUCUCAAAGGCCUGGCUGUCGUGAAUAAGCUACGAGUUGAGAAUGUGAAGUUCAACAAAUAUGCCAUAGCCACUUCAGAGCAGGUCACCGGAGAAAGAAUCAAUGCGCCUCCAUUAGAUUAUUCUGCGGGUACUGUCUCUCGGCUUGCCUCCCAUCACAAUUCGUCUGAAUCUGAGACCAAAGGAAAACGUGGAGAAAGCGGCAAAAGCAGAAGCAGCUUUGCAUACACAAUUCCUAAGGAUCUCGCAGAUGCGGCAAAGAUACUAGCAGAGUCUGUACCACCCACUGCCUCUACUGGACAGGAAGCAAUGUUGGCUGCGAAAAUGCAUGCCAAAUAUAGAUCCAAGUCGAACGACACCAACCGUCCCCAACAGCGACUUCAGCACCUGAACGGACUACUUGAGUACGCCUCGGCUGAUCAGACAGUGCUUCAUUCUGACUCGGAAAGCGAGAAUACCACUCUCAGAAAAAGGGCCACCACUGGAUCUGACUAUUGGUUGGCUAACCUGCAACAGAAUGGUGCUAGCCCAUUUGCCCCUGCAGGAUACAAGGUCUGGAGGAAUGUGAAGGACUACGGCGCCAAAGGUGAUGGUGUGAUUGACGACACGGCUGCCAUCAAUAAAGCCAUCUCCGAAGGAGGUCGUUGUGGAGCAGACUGCGGUUCAAGCACAAGAUUCCCGGCAGUUGUAUUCUUUCCUCCUGGAACGUAUCUCGUCAGCAGUCCAAUUAUUCAGUACUACAACACGCAAUUCCUAGGAGAUCCUGCUGAUUACCCGACGAUCUUGGCUGCUGCAAGUUUUGUUGGCUUGGGCGUCAUCACCUCUGACGUCUACGUUGGUGACCAGGAGCAAUGGUACUUGAACACGAAUAACUUUCUUCGCAAUGUGCGUAAUUUCAAAAUGGACAUUACUCGCACAGAUCCCGGUGCAUAUGUGUGUGCCAUUCAUUGGCAAGUCGCCCAAGGAACAACUCUCGAGAACAUUGAGUUCUACAUGUCUCAGGCAGAUGGAAACACCCAGCAGGGUGUCUACAUGGAAAACGGAAGCGGGGGUUUCAUGAGCAACCUGACAUUUGUUGGUGGAAACUUUGGUGCCUAUCUUGGAAACCAACAAUUCACGACCAGCCAACUUGUCUUUGUGAAUUGCAAAACUGCAGUGCAGGUCCACUGGGACUGGGCUUGGACAAUGCAAGACGUUGUGAUCGAGUCAUGUGGACGCGGAAUUGUAGUGACUGGUGGUGCUGGAGGUGUGGCCAGUACUGGUCAAUCAGUUGGCUCGUACAUCUUGGUGGAUGCCAUCAUCGCCAACACGCCAACAGGAAUCCUCACAUCGUUAUAUGCAGAUGACUCUACGGCAGUCUUACUACAGAAUGUGGGAUUUUUCAAUGUGAAGGACGCAGUUGUAUCCGACACUACUACUGAGCCUCUCCUAUCUGGAGGAGAUGAGGUCCUCGUUGAUUCCUGGGGAUUCGGACUCUACCAUGACGAUACUGGACUUCAUUUCGCACAACAGCAGCACAUGCCAUCCUUGAAGCGGAAGGAGAUACUCACAGGCAGCCAGUCAUAUGUCAAAGGGACCUCGAAUUUCUUUGCCCGUCGUCGUCCUCAGUACUUUGGUCUCAACGGCGGUCAGGUCUUCGACGUCAAAGAAUAUGGUGCUAAAGGUGAUGGCGCCACGGAUGAUACAGCAGCUCUAAACAGUAUCCUCUCCACUGCUGCGAAUAUGUCUUCCAUCGUGUACUUCCCCUACGGUAUCUACGUGAUUAAAGAUACUCUACGUGUUCCGCUUGGUUCCCGGAUUGUCGGACAGGUUUGGCCGCAGAUUAUGGCGACAGGCAGCAAGUUUGAGGAUGCCGAGAAUCCCCAUGUUGCGGUCCAAGUGGGUAAAGAGGGUGAUGUUGGUAUCAUUGAAAUCCAAAACAUGAUGUUCACGGCGUCUGGGCCCACAGCUGGUGCUGUUCUGAUGGAAUGGAAUGUCCACGAGUCUACACAAGGUUCUGCAGGUCUUUGGGAUUCUCACUUCCGCGUGGGCGGAGCUGUUGGUUCCCAGCUCCAGUCCGACAAAUGUCCCAAAAAAGCAUCAACUAUAAACAAAAACUGUAUCGGCGCGUCGCUGAUGCUUCAUGUCACAAAAUCGGCUUCGGCUUACAUGGAGAACCUUUGGGCUUGGGUCGCGGACCAUGACCUUGACAAGGUGUCUCAGGACCAAGUGGACGUUUACGUGGCACGCGGUAUUCUAAUCGAAAGUCAGGGACCUACCUGGAUGUAUGGCACAGCUUCAGAGCACAGUGUCAUGUAUCAGUACCAAUUAUCGAGGGCCAAAAAUUUGGUGAUGGGAAUGAUACAAACCGAGUCCCCCUACUUCCAACCCACGCCUCCAAUGCCUGAGCCCUUCAAACUGGGCAAGUUCCCCGAUGACCCAGAAACUGGUGACUGCAAAACAUGCACAAGUUCGUGGGCUGUGAGAAUGCUCAAUUCGGAAUCGAUAUAUAUGCUCGGUGCAGGUAUUUACAGUUGGUUCAAUUCAUAUUCUCAAGACUGCUUGAACUCGAACGACUGCCAAGACAAAGCUUUCUACAUUGAGCAGAGUAGCGAUAUUUGGAUCGUCAAUCUUGUUACCAAGGCAAUUGUCCAGUCAAUCAGCCCGCUUGGGGAGACUGCGAUUUAUGCCAAGGACACAAAAAAUGGCUUCAUGUCCUCUUUGCUUGGAUGGUUCCGCAAGGCAGACGACGUUAUCGGACAGCGUAACUUCACGGGAUUCUACUUUUACGAGGACGAUUCCGACUCAGACUAUUUGUCGACACUAUCCCCUAUUUGCCAAACAGCACUUACCAAGCUCAUCAACUGCGACGACGAGGUCUACAUGUUCCAGACACCUAAGUGGAGAAGGGGUCUGGAUAAUGACACUCUCAGUGAUUUGGUUUGUAGCCCUAGCUGCGGAAAGUCUUUGAGCACCUGGUUCCACCAGGUCGCGGACAACUGUGCAGCUGAUAAAAGCGUUGCUCCAUUGAACAUCAAAGGUGGAAAUGCUUGGGCAGGAUGGAAUGAAACUUGCGCAAAGGAUGCCAGAAGUGGUAAAUACUGUGGUGACUUAAUCAGUGAAUUCAAUCCGGACUUUGAUGCUAUGCCCACUUCUGAGCUCUGCUCCUCUUGCUACGUCGACCGGUACCAAAAGAUGCAGUCAACCCCCUACUCUGCAUACGACAAGAACUUCCAAUCACAGCUGGUUGACAUUAACUCAAGAUGCGGUCUCCAAAUCCCGACCAAGAUACCAGAUCCGCUUCAGCCAGUGGUCGAUCCAUAUGCACCGUCGGACUCGUGUCUUUCAGGCAUCAAAUACACAACCGUUGCUGGAGAUACGUGUGACAAGAUUGCAGUUGCAUACAAAGUCUCAUCGGCCGCCCUUUUCAUUGGACAUGACAACCUGUUCGAAUGCGAGGAGAUCCCAGUCGGCACAAAGCUAUGCAUGCCGUUGCAAUGUGAAAGAGUCUAUACCAUUCAGGGGAAUGACACCUGUACUUCUAUAGAGAAGGCUCAAGGCGUCGGUUACAAAGACGGAACCACCUUACGCAAGUACAACCCUUGGAUCAGUUAUGAUUGCUCCAAUCUUCAAAUUGUCAGCGAUGUCGCGUACGGCCACGUCAUCUGCCUCUCACCCCAGUCUGGCGAUUCGAAUACCACUGCCCCGGUUGAAGAUCCCACAUCCCCCGGAUACUCUGAUGGCGGCUAUGUGAUUCCACAGAUUGAGCCUCCUCAGAACUCAACAGUCGCAGAGGGAACAACAACCGGUUGCGGGAAAUGGCAUGUUGUUAGAAAUGAGGAACUGCAGGAGACCUGCACAACGAUCUGUAUGCAGAGCAAGAUUCCCUGGUAUUUAUUCUUGGACGUGAACCCUUCGCUGAGUGAGGAUAACUGCGAUGCCCAGCUUGUUGUUGGCAAUGCCUACUGUGUCGGGCCAACCUAUGGCUGGAAUGAGUAUUUUGAGGGGAGUGAUUGGGAUUGA